Messenger RNA from Rhipicephalus sanguineus (brown dog tick), 637 nucleotides. Its product is annotated as U-scoloptoxin(18)-Er1a. Lineage: Eukaryota; Metazoa; Arthropoda; Arachnida; Ixodida; Ixodidae. The record is from RefSeq and is a predicted model, not a curated record. The coding region runs from base 130 to 513 and encodes 127 amino acids. The transcript is spliced from 3 exons.
GUGAAGUACUAGCAGUCGACACAAACAGGCGAAUGUGUAACUUGAAGGGAGAAAUUUUUAUGGCAUUGCAGUAAACCUUUCCGAAAAUCGUGUCGCUGUGUAUCCAGAAAAAAAACUUGCACUACAGAGAUGCGAAGUCUGGUAACUUGUUGCGUUUUACUGGGUGGAAUUCUCUUUUCUUGCGCAAAGGCUAAUGACGACGACAUGCAACAGAGACACGUCGAAUGGGAGUCACCUUUCUCCAGUACAAACGCCCGAAGCAAGAUGUCAGGGCAACGGCGUCGCAGCGGAGGCGUGGGACACUCUUGUAAAGGCAGCGAGGACUGCAAUGUUCGCCUGUGCUGUAGAAGGAAUAAUGGCGGAGGCACUUGCCAGAGGCUUUCUUAUCCCGGUGAGCCUUGCUCUGAUGGCCAGAUCAAAGGAGGGAUGUACGCUAAUCACUGCCCUUGCGUGUACGGUGAAGAUAAUUGCCAAAAUGGUUACUGCAUCACAGAUUCAUGGUGGCAGAGGUGACCGUGACUACCAGUUAUUUUAUUGGCGUCCGCGUAUGCACAUUGUCACCUUGGAGAUAGCAUACACCGGCUACUUCAUGAAAUAAAUCCAAUAUUCGCCGGAACAAAUUUGCUUCAAAUCGUCA